ACAAUUGUAUAACGUUUGAAAAUCUGAUUCAAAUUGGCGUAGACGAUAUGCAAUUUAAUAAAGUUCUACGUCGUAUUUAUUGCAUCCACUUUCCUUAAUUUCGUUGUCAUCAAUUCACACCCAUUAAAGCUAACGAAUCCGUAUAGCACUGGAAGAGAGAAACUGAUAAUAGAAAGAAUUUGUGAUAAGAAUGGCUGCCGAAAUAAAGCCAGCCCAACGAAACAAUAAUCGCUUUAGCACCAAAAAGCCUGAAUUAUUAAGCAAACUAGAAGGGAGCGGUGAUGAUAUCAAUGCCGCCAUAUUAAUACCCGGCGAAAAUGGAGUAAUCAGCGUAUCAGACGAUAAAACUGUGAGAAUACGGUUAAAACGCGAUUCCGGACAGUAUUGGCCAAGUAUUUGUCAGUAUAUGCCAUCAGGAUGUACAUGUAUCGGUUAUGUCCAAGAUACCCGUCAACUGUACAUAGGCCAAGAAAAUGGCACCAUAACACAAUAUAUACUCUCGGAAGAUUGCAAUCGCCUAUCGUUUGUGCGUGACUAUUUAGCACAUCAGGCUCGCAUCGUAAAUGUAGUCUUUUCUCAGGCACAUAACUGGAUUCUUUCGUGCAGCAAAGACAAAACCGUUGGAUAUCAUUGUGCUGAAACAGCGCGUCGUAUCGGGGUAUAUAAUUUCGAAACGUCUUGCACAGCAUUGCAAUUUGAUUCAUUAGCUAAGUACGCCUUCGUUGGUGAUCAUGCUGGGCAAAUUACGAUGUUGAAAUGCGAUUUGCAGGGCGUUCAGUUGAUAACAACAUUCAAAGGACAUACUGCAAGUGUUCGUUGCUUAAAAUGGGUUGAAGGACCACAAUUGCUAUUCAGUGGUUCGUGUGAUUUGUCGGUUAUUGUAUGGGAUGUAGGUGGCACACGUGGGACUAUAUAUGAACUAAUUAUUAAAAUUAAUUAA
Messenger RNA from Glossina fuscipes, 940 nucleotides. Its product is annotated as WD repeat and FYVE domain-containing protein 2-like. NCBI's taxonomy places the organism in Eukaryota, Metazoa, Arthropoda, Insecta, Diptera, Glossinidae. Gene Ontology annotation, molecular function: protein binding. The transcript has 5 exons. The record is from RefSeq and is a predicted model, not a curated record. Bases 191 to 940 code for a protein of 249 amino acids.